Thyridium curvatum is the source of this 2034-nucleotide messenger RNA. RefSeq lists its product as uncharacterized. Gene Ontology annotation, molecular function: ATP-dependent protein folding chaperone; ATP binding; ATP hydrolysis activity. The coding region runs from base 1 to 2034 and encodes 677 amino acids. Gene Ontology annotation, cellular component: mitochondrion; cytoplasm. The transcript is spliced from 3 exons. Lineage: Eukaryota; Fungi; Ascomycota; Sordariomycetes; Thyridiales; Thyridiaceae. Gene Ontology annotation, biological process: cellular response to unfolded protein; protein refolding. The record is from RefSeq and is a predicted model, not a curated record.
AUGCUGGCCUCCAGAUUCUCCAGAGCUCUUCCCAGGGCAACCUCAGCAGCCUCGCGCUCUGCAGGUUUCCUGCGCGCUAGGACUGUCGCCCCUACCUUUGCCCGGUUCGAGUCAACCGGCUCUGAGGAGAAGGUUAAGGGUGCUGUCAUUGGUAUCGAUCUGGGUACCACCAACUCGGCCGUUGCCAUCAUGGAAGGCAAGGUCCCUAAGAUCAUCGAGAACUCAGAAGGUGCUCGUACUACCCCUUCAGUCGUCGCCUUCGCCGAGGAUGGUGAGCGGUUAGUCGGUGUCGCUGCCAAGCGCCAGGCUGUUGUCAACCCCGAGAACACUCUCUUCGCCACCAAGCGUUUGAUCGGACGCAAGUUCACCGAUGCUGAGGUCCAGCGCGACAUCAAGGAGGUCCCCUACAAGAUCGUCCAGCACACCAACGGCGAUGCCUGGGUUUCCGCCCGCGGCCAGAACUACUCUCCCUCCCAGAUCGGUGGCUUUGUCCUCAACAAGAUGAAGGAGACUGCCGAGGCUUACCUGAGCAAGCCCGUCAAGAACGCCGUUGUUACCGUCCCUGCCUACUUCAACGACUCUCAGCGUCAGGCCACCAAGGACGCCGGUCAGAUCUCUGGCCUCAACGUCCUCCGUGUCGUUAACGAGCCCACUGCUGCUGCUCUGGCCUACGGUCUUGAGAAGGAGGCUGACCGCGUUGUCGCUGUCUACGAUCUUGGCGGUGGUACCUUCGAUAUCUCUAUUCUCGAGAUCCAGAACGGUGUCUUCGAGGUCAAGUCCACCAACGGUGACACCCACCUUGGUGGUGAGGACUUCGAUAUCCGCCUGGUCCGCCACAUGGUUGAGCAGUUCAAGAAGGAGUCUUCCAUUGACCUGUCCAACGACCGCAUGGCCAUCCAGCGUAUCCGUGAGGCUGCUGAGAAGGCCAAGAUUGAGCUUUCUUCUUCCCUCCAGACCGAUAUCAACCUGCCUUUCAUCACCGCCGACGCUUCCGGCCCCAAGCACAUCAACAUCAAGAUGACCCGUGCUCAGCUCGAGAAGAUGGUCGACCCCCUCAUCACCCGCACCAUCGAGCCCGUUCGCAAGGCUCUUAAGGACGCCAACCUCCAGGCCAAGGACAUCCAGGAGGUCAUCCUGGUUGGUGGUAUGACCCGCAUGCCCAAGGUCUCCGAGUCGGUCAAGAGCAUCUUCGGCCGUGAUCCUGCCAAGUCUGUCAACCCCGACGAGGCCGUCGCCAUCGGUGCCGCCGUCCAGGGUGCCGUUCUCUCUGGCGAGGUCAAGGACCUGCUCCUGCUCGAUGUCACUCCUCUGUCCCUCGGUAUCGAGACCCUUGGUGGUGUCUUCACCCGCCUGAUCAACCGCAACACCACCAUCCCCACCAAGAAGUCCCAGGUCUUCUCCACCGCUGCCGACUUCCAGACUGCUGUUGAGAUCAAGGUCUACCAGGGUGAGCGUGAGCUCGUCAAGGACAACAAGCUCCUGGGCAACUUCCAGCUUGUUGGCAUCCCUCCUGCGCACCGUGGUGUGCCCCAGGUCGAGGUCACCUUCGACAUUGACGCUGACUCCAUUGUCCACGUCCAUGCCAAGGACAAGUCCACCAACAAGGACCAGUCCAUCACCAUUGCCUCUGGCUCUGGUCUCUCCGACUCCGAGAUCCAGCAGAUGGUUGAGGACUCUGAGAAGUAUGCCGAGGCCGACAAGGAGCGCAAGACCUCCAUCGAGGCCGCCAACCGCGCCGACAGCGUCCUGAACGAUACCGAGAAGGCCCUCAACGAGUACUCCGACAAGCUCGACAAGACCGAGGCUGACCAGAUCCGCGAGAAGAUCACCUCUCUGCGCGAGUUCAUCACCAAGAGCCAGGCUGGCGAGGGCACUGCCACCGCUGCCGACAUCAAGGAGAAGACCGACGAGCUCCAGGUUGCCAGCCUGAACCUCUUCGACAAGAUGCACAAGGCCCGUGCCGAGUCUGGUGAGAGCCAGUCCUCCACCUCGGAGCCCGGCGCCGAGGGCGAGAAGAAGGACGAGAGCAAGUAA